Molecule: messenger RNA, 4546 nt
Organism: Columba livia (rock pigeon)
Lineage: Eukaryota; Metazoa; Chordata; Aves; Columbiformes; Columbidae
Gene: ANKRD33B
Product: ankyrin repeat domain 33B
Exons: 4
Coding region: 648-2201 (517 amino acids)
Molecular function (GO): protein binding
Source: RefSeq, a predicted model, not a curated record
CGGUGGAGGAGUCUGGAGGUUCUCUGGAAAUUCAGGUUUCCCACCUGUCAGCUGCAAUUUAGCUGCGCAGCGCGCAAGGAGCAGCCGCGGCUGCUGCCCGCUCCCCCCGCAAAGCGCUUUUACACCGCGCCCCUGAUGUCAGCGCGCUAAGCCGGAGCCCCAAUCUUCUCAAAGAGAUGCUGAGCGGAUUACAGGCCAGGAGUUUGCGAACUGCCUCUUCCCCCCAGACCUGCCCUCCUUGCCUGCAGCCUGUCCCCGCUUACCGCCGCCGCUCUGCUGGGCCGGCGGCGCUAAACAGACUCGGACCAGCCCCCGGGGAAUUCCCGAGCGGCAGCAUGCCCCGGGCCGGGGGCGGCCGCCCGCCGGGCUGCCUCAGGGCGACCCACGGGAGGGGUCCGAAACUUGCGUGAGUGGGGCAGAGGGAUCCCCUGCCAGCCUCAGGUUUGCACAGGGAAGAGCCUCAACUCCCGGCGGGGCAGCGCUCGGUGGACGGGUGGGGGCUGCCGGGCGCGCCGGCCGCCGUGAGCGCCCCCCCGGGCAGCGCCCCGCGGGCGGCGGGCGAGGGCGGCCCGGAGGAGCCGCUGGCCGCGGCGCCGGGCGCCGCUCGGUGCGGAGGGGAGCUCCUGCGUCCCGGCCCCGGGGCCACCAUGGUGCUGCUGUCGGGGGACGGGGAGCAGCUGGCCGGGGAGCGGGUCUGCCCCGCGCCGGCGGCGGAGAAGGAGCUGCCCAGCACCGAAGCGGAGAGCAGCCACGAGCAGGGGGCGGCGGGAGCUGCCGCCGAGGGGCUGGACGAAGAAGACGACGAGGAGGAUGAGGAGGAAGAGGACUGCGAGGAGUACGAGGAUUUCUCCGAGCUGCCCGACACCUGCAGCAUCGCCUCGGACGACUCCUUCUACCCGCCGCGGGGGCUGGAGGACGACGAGGAGGACCGCUGGUCCCUGGAGCAAGGGGAUCGCGACAGCCCCGAGACGCUCACCCUCUUCCGAGCCUGCUGCACCAACAACACCAUCGUACUCAAGGCGCUCAUCCGCCAAGGCCCCGAGGAGGAGGAGGUGCGGGAGACCGACCGCAACCGCCGGAAUGGUCUUAUCGUUGCCUGUUACCAAGGUUAUGUGGAUAUUGUGAUAGCCUUAGCGCAAUGCCCUCACCUUGAUGUGAACUGGCAGGACAACGAAGGGAACACGGCUCUAAUUACAGCUGCACAAGCAGGGCACAUAACCAUUACAAACUAUUUGUUGAACUAUUUUCCCGGGCUUGAUAUUGAGAAGAGGAAUGUGUUCGGAUUCACAGCACUGAUGAAAUCUGCGAUGCAGGGCCGAACUGAAUGUGUGAAAGCCCUGAUGUUGGCAGGGGCAAAUGUUCAUGCGACUGACCCAAGCCGUGGACUGACUUCAUGGGAAUGGGCUUGUUACACAGGAAGAUCAGAAUCUGCCUUCAUAAUGCAAAAGCUGAUGGACAGGCCAUGCCCGGAACAGUUUUGUGAUCAAUACAAACCAGAAUGGCCAAAGAUGAAGGAACUUCUUGCCAAGGCUGCAGAGCCAAAAAGCUGUUUGCAGAGGAUUUCUGAGUGUAUGAGAGCAGCUAUCUCAUUCCGGACUUUCUACGGCCCAGAAGAAGACGGAGUCCUUGAUCACAUGGUGAAGGUGACAACAAGCUUGAGCAGUCCCUUCAUUGCUCUGUCAUGCCGGACGGUGUGCCCAGGCAGCCCGCCUUCCGUGGGGAAGCGCAGACUGGCUGUGCAGGAAAUCCUUAGGAAGCAGAGAGCUGAGGAGAUCCGAUCUCAGGACAAAGACCACUUUAGCAGCUAUGAAAAGCUAUUUCAGAACUCCAAGGUCACGCUGAUUCCCAAGAAGAAGGACCGUCGAGCCAGCCUGCAGCCCAUCAGCCUUGCAGUCUCCCAAGUGAGCACUGUGGCCACAAGGAAAGCGAGCCUCUUGCCACUCCACCUGCUUAGACGGAGCAGCGUCCGGCCGGGAUUUGUCAUCCCCAAAGUCCGUAUCAGCAAGGCUCCUCCACCCACCUUCCAGCCAGAAAAGGCGAGAAGGAGGAGCAGUGCAAAGGAUGACCCCUAUUUACAGAUUCCUAAGUGGAGAUACAAGGAGCUCAAAGAGGAGCGGAAGAAGGCAGAGGAACAGGAGAAGAAAAAAGCAGCAGAUGCUCAAAAGCAGAGGCAGGUGUCUCCUGCCAGAUGCAGGACCUGAUUUAAAGGCAGCUGCUUGGAAGGUUUUAGAGCCAUUAGUCUUGCUGUCCAAGCAAGAUGACAGACUGCAUGCCUUUGUGCAUGCCCAUUGCUUAUGGAGCUGGAAUUCUGAAUAAUGGCCUUUCAAGUGGGGGAACACGGCAAGGGCUAGGCCACAGUGUGUCUGAUGGUGGAGCAGGAAGGUGUUUUGAGGUGGAAGACUUACAAAGUUUACCUGUCUGCAGUUGAUAGGAAGUUUUAAGUGUUACAGUCCUCUGUGGUUUCAUUUUUUUCCAGUUCCAGGUGAAUGACUGAGAAACAGCUUGAGAAAUUACAUGUGUGCAAAAGGAUUGUAUUUUGUGUUUGUUCAUUUUGUAAUGGACAAAAUUAAGGAGCUGUGCUUUCGACACUAGACAUUCCUCCCUCUCCUUGCUUAGGUAGACACAUUGCAAGGUUUUAUAGUCAUAAAGAAAAGUUUUAAAUAUACCACAGUUUUGGUGGGGAGUGAAAAUCCAGGUCUGCAAUUGUUUUGAAUAUAACAAGCACUUUAUUUUAUUUCCAGUAAUCAAAAUUUAAGACAGGAUAGGUAUUUAACUGUACAGCUCUAUACAGUCUGUAUGGUUUCAGUUCUUUAUGCUAUUGUUUGUUGUGUUGAAUAUAAAAAGGGCUGCAUAUGAAAUAUUUCUGUGGUUAAGAUAUUCACAUCCUCUGCAGGUAUAAAUCAGGGGCAGGGACCAAUUUCUCUGGAGCAACAGAGAAGCUGAGCUAAUUUUUUAAUGCCACCUUCACCUAAGAUUUGUUUCCCCCAUUAAGUUUCCCUGCAUCGGCUAUCUGUUGUCUCCUCUUUAGUCUCAGGGAUUAUUUUGUCACUAUGUUUAACUGUGAAAAAAGGGAGAUGGUGGGCUUUUUUUUUGGGGUUGGUAUUUAGGUUCCCGUUAAAAGACCCCACCAGAUUUAUUGUGAACCUUUACAUCUUAUAGUCAGGACAGGAAAAUUAUGCAGCUUCCAGAAGUUCAAGCAAUUUUCCCAGGUAUCAAAUCCAGCCAUAUGUUAUGAACAUCAAGUCAAGAGAUGCAGGAACAGGCAGCUCACCCAGUAACUUUUGGACACUUUGACCAGAUAUCACUGUGAGCUUUGGUAGUACACCUCCGAGUGCCCAGAGAGGGCAGUACCUCAUCCCUCUGUCUCAACACUGGGAGAAAACCUUCCCUAGUACAUGAGGGCAUCUCGAAGUGGCAAUUCCCACAGGAUGCUGGAGGUUCUUGGGGUCUGCCUUAAGGCUUCAUUUGGUUUUACCAGCAGUCAGUCUGAAUGGCAUGCCAAACCCUGGCAAACUCCAAUAAGGAAGGGCUGUAAACCUGCUGCUUGCUAAAGAAAGACCAUGUUCAUGAAAGUAGAGGUCAAACACAAACAGCAAGCCACACAGCACACACUCAGGCUAUGGUGUUACUCAGGCUUUGCUCCCAUUUGAAAUGAAAUGUGCUGUGGUGUGUUCUCCUAAUGGUGUUGCUCUCUUGGAGCCCAGGCAGACCCCAGCUGCUGCUAUCACCAUCUUCUCACUUCAGUUAAACAGAGGGAAAGCUUUACCAUCCUUUACUUCCACAGGACAAAGACUAUCUGGGGCCUCACUGAGCUUGUAAUGAAACCGUAUGUGUCAUGGGAGAAAUAAAUUCAGUUGAUUGAAAGCUAACGCUUAGAUUGGUAUUGUUAACUAACGUCUGUGGGGCUGGGGCUCAGCAGAGGUUAUCGCAGACGUGAAAUAAGGAUUUUCCAUACAGCCACUUCUUUGUCCCUCUCACUGGGGUGGCUGUGCUGGCUAGACUGCAUUGCCAAGUAGCCUCCCAGGUCAGAGUUGAGGGAAUAUGCACCCUGCUAAUAAACCUCCCCAGCCCUGUACAUAUAAGGAGGAUUUUAGUCUGCAGGUGCAUCAGCGCUGUGCAAUGCAUUGGCACCAGUUUUGUAAUGGAUUUGGUGUGACCAGAAUAUAAGCUGAACUCGUUUCUUUGGAGAGUAGGAAGACAAUCUUUUAGCUGUCUGUGGCAAAGAUAUUAGGAUGGUUUUUUAAUUGGUACAUUGGAUUGAAUGGUCUAACUGUUAAUUUUUGUUUACUGCCAGUGCAGCAUACUGAAGACUUAGCACUCAGAUUCAGUAUCUGAAAAGCAACCUGCACUGCAGGUGAACACUUUAAUUUGCACUCUUGGUGUCACUUGCAGGAGACAUACAAUUGACAGGUGCUCUCAGGGAUUAACAUACAGUGUGUUAGAAUUAGGGGCUGACAAUGAAGCCUGUUUUCUAACCCUUUGUACUUUACUGUGUAUAUGUGUAUAAAUAUGUGAUUUCCAUUAAAAAAAAGCACAAGCUCUUUAA